Messenger RNA from Beauveria bassiana ARSEF 2860, 1998 nucleotides. Its product is annotated as Peptidase S8/S53, subtilisin/kexin/sedolisin. The record is from RefSeq and is a predicted model, not a curated record. NCBI's taxonomy places the organism in Eukaryota, Fungi, Ascomycota, Sordariomycetes, Hypocreales, Cordycipitaceae. The coding region runs from base 1 to 1998 and encodes 665 amino acids. The transcript is spliced from 4 exons. Gene Ontology annotation, biological process: proteolysis. Gene Ontology annotation, molecular function: serine-type endopeptidase activity.
AUGCUUACGUCUGCGUCUGAGUUCUGUGAGCUUCUUCGCAACGAUAUCGGCUCAGUGAGCAUGGUCGUUCGUAUUGUUAACGAAAUGAUUUUCGACCUUGAUCGCGCGGAGGAUAUCGAAGUUGACGUCGCAGAUGAAAGAAGCAUUCCGCUUGUUGAAGUGCUUGAACGAAAUUGCUUGGGGCCUCAGAGCAAGCUGCUCCUCGCCUAUACUCUAGCCAAAUCUGUUUGGCAAUUCUAUGAUUCAGACUUUAUGCGCAUUUAUUGGACAACAGAAUCUAUCCAUCUCUUUGAAGAGAAGGAGAGAGAAGAAGAAGACGAUGAUGAGAGUGAAAACGAUGAGGGUGGUCGUGAGCGCAGUGUUGACUGGGCACCCUACUACGCCUUCCCAUUCGAAGAUAUGAGGGAGGUAGAAACUGUGGAGCGACUGCCACUGGGAAAAUUCAUCCAUCGAUAUCCUCAUGUACUUGCGCUCGGCCUCUUACUGUACGAGCUCGGUCUGAAGAGACGCUCCAAGAAGCGAAUUAAACCCGGCGAGCCGGCAACUACCCCAGAGAAGAGAAUCAAUGACAAUGCGAAACGAAUUCGUACAGGAGUUACAAGCGAUAAAUGGCCCAAUAUCGGUUUGAAGCAUCCCGAGUCGUUAGAAAAAUAUCGCAUUAUCGUCGCAAACUGUGCCAGUGAGAGCGUCUUUAGGCCACCAACAACCGAAGAUGCAACGAAAACACCCCUCCAAAUGGAGGAGGAGCUUCAUAUUGAGGAGAGACGUGCAAUGCUUUAUAGAAAAGUCGUCGUACCGCUUAAGGAGCUGCUUCGAGAUGCUGGUUGGAUCAACGAGUCCGGCAAUAUCGCACGUCAGUUGGUUAAGGGCGAUAACGCGAUGUCCAAGAAAUGUCAUAUAUCAAAAGACUCAGUGUCAGAAACACUACUCGCGAAUACAUCUCAAUCUUUUGAAGUCGCCCCAAAUGGGAUUCAACAAGCCUCAACAGUCUCAAUGAAGGCUGAAGCAUGGCUAGAGAAUAUUAAGCGCAGCUCUCUUGCCAAAGAGUUACACAGUCAGUUCCAAAACAACGGAGUGCUCGCAAGCAAAAGAAUCCGCAUCGCUGUCUUAGACACCGGCUAUGACCCCGAUGCCAUAUUCUUUAACAGGGAGCGAAAGAAACGACUCAAGGGCUGGAGAGACUUUACUGUGAAGGCCCAGCCCGUAGGAAAGGAUGAGGAUGGACACGGAACACACGUCUUGUCAGUGCUGAUGCAAGUGGCAGCGACUGCUGACAUUUACGUUGCUCGUGUAGCACGAGAUACAUCUGAAUUGCAAUAUUCUACCCAAAAUGUUGCCAACAUGUCGCAUAUGAUGUACGCAGGCAGACAUCGGCUAACCAAGGCCAAGGCUAUCGAGUGGGCAUGGAAGUGCUGCGGGGCCAACAUCAUCUCCAUGUCGUUUGGCUUUGACGAUGAGAUUUAUGUUGAUGACAAGCCAGUUAUAAGUAACGCUAUAUAUAAGGCGCUCCAGAAAACAAACCAACAAAUUCUCUUCUUUGCUGCAGCGGCCAACGACGGUGGUAACAGGCCAGAGAUGUUCCCGGCAAACAGCCCACAAGUUUUCUCUAUCCGUGGGAGCGACGAUACCGGCUGGCAGCAGCCUUUCAACCCCCCACCGGACUACGACGCCAGUACAUGCUUCAUGACACUGGGAAAGGAUGUUCCAGGAGCAUCUCUCAGCGCCAGCAAACACAAGGGCGCAAACGUGUGCAAGUCCGGGACCUCGGUGGCGACGCCGAUCGCUGCCGGCAUCGCCGCAAUACUGCUGGGAUACGCACGGAUACAUGAGAAGGAACUAUGCCAGAGUUUACAGUUUCAACACGACAUAAUGCUAUUAAGCCUGUGGAAAAUGAGCGGGAUGAGAGAAAUGUUCAAGAACAUUGCAACGACGAUGGUCGACAAGUGGGCAUAUCUAAGCUUGUCCAAGUUUAUUAAGCAGUCUCAAGGAUUAGCAUAG